Molecule: messenger RNA, 3885 nt
Organism: Anoplopoma fimbria (sablefish)
Lineage: Eukaryota; Metazoa; Chordata; Actinopteri; Perciformes; Anoplopomatidae
Gene: zdhhc16b
Product: zinc finger DHHC-type palmitoyltransferase 16b
Exons: 9
Coding region: 632-1891 (419 amino acids)
Biological process (GO): protein palmitoylation
Cellular component (GO): Golgi apparatus
Molecular function (GO): palmitoyltransferase activity
Source: RefSeq, a predicted model, not a curated record
GUGUCAUCAUGUGCGACCUCGACAGAUGGGACACAUUUACAUUCUUUAUGCUAGAUCUCUUAUUGCACUGUUUUGGGUAACUAUACGAAGUCAAGCUGCAGCUGAUAGCAGAGAAAGAGGGCCGGUUGUUGACCAGCCUUACUGUCUACUAAAGGUCCCUGAUUAGCAUCUCUCAUUAUUCAUGCCAUCCUAUUUCGGAGAACCCUAACAAGCCUUAUCUGUGUAACCAAUACUCACUUUCAUGAAAUGAUGCCUUGGAUCGGGUAGCUACUUUAUUUCCUUCUUAAGAUAUUCACCCCAUCGCGUUUCCCUCUUAUAGGGUUACCUCUCUGCAUCUCCCCUGCAGGUUUCUCAGAGGUUUUUGGCCUGGAGAUCUGGAUUUGCUGUGAAUUAUUUACAGGAGAAGUUUAUUUAUUGGGGCUGAUGGGCGUAGCUCAAUACCUGGUAGCUGGUCCUUGUUUUCUUUGGCCGCCGUGUGUCACACAGAGGGAUGCUGUCUCAGGACUCGACUGGUGCUUUCUAGGAGGUUGCGGUUCCUCGUGCUGCCUGCUUGUAUCUCGCCAGUUGGGUUUAACUUUUCAAAUGUGCAAGGAGCUCUCACAGCUCUUGACUUCUCCUGAAGGUGGCAGAGAUGACAGGGGAAAACUCAGCGGCCAUCAGGCUGCUCUACGAAGAGCUUCUCUUUUACACGGCCUGCGUUUGCCAUUGCUGGUGUGUGUGUCUGUGUGUGUGCGUGUGCCGGGAAGGCAGAGUGUAUAGGAGAGGAGGUGGCGCUGGAGGUGGAGGUGGCAUGCGUACGGGCAGCAGCAGCAUCAGCAGCUGGAGGUGGCAGCUCUCCCGGACCAUGAGGCUCGCUCUGCGCUGGUGCCGGCAGAGAGGAGGCCGAGGCGGGUCGACCAAGCCGUGGAUCAGCGGCCGGACUCUGGAGCUGUGGAGCUACAGCAAGCUGCUGCUCAAGUCACUGUACUUCAACAGCCUCACCAACGCGGACACUCUGCUGGACUGCGCGUUUGAGCCCGUCUACUGGAUCGUGGACAAUGUGACCCGCUGGUUCGGAGUGGUGUUCGUCUGCCUCGUCGUACUGCUGACAACCACAGUUGUGGUCAUCGUCUACCUGUUCGUCCUACCCACAAUUCUCAGCACCUACCCUUUGUACUGGAUCGUCUGGCACCUUAGCUGUGGCCACUGGCUUCUCAUCAUGGUGGUCUUCCAUUACUACAAGGCCACCACCACCUCUCCAGGACACUCGCCCAAGGACAAAAUUCAUAUUCCCUCAGUGUCCAUCUGCAAGAAAUGCAUCACUCCAAAACCGCCCAGGACGCACCACUGCAGCAUCUGCAACACCUGUGUUUUGAAGAUGGACCACCACUGUCCCUGGUUGAAUAACUGUGUGGGCCACUUCAACCACCGCUACUUCUUCUCCUUUUGCCUCUACAUGACACUAGGCUGCCUCUACUGCAGCAUCAGCAGCAAAGCCUUGUUUCUGGAGGCCUACGAUGCCAUAGAGAGAUACUACCAGACCCCUCCUCCAACCGACGCCUACACUGAGACCACUGCUCAAAAGUGUGUCAUCUUCCUCUGGGUCCUGACCAGCACGGUGUCUGUAGCUCUUGGAGGACUCUCCCUUUGGCACAGCAUCCUCAUCAGCAGAGGAGAGACCAGCGUGGAGCGUCACAUCAACAACAAAGAGACCAGAAGACUCCGGGAGAAGGGCAAGGUGUUCAAAAAUCCAUAUCAUCAUGGUACAAUGAACAACUGGAAGUUACUGUUGGGUGUGGAAAAAAGGAGUCACUGGUUCACGCGGGUCCUCUUGCCCUCCGGCCAUCUUCCCAACAGUGACGGCAUCAUGUGGGACUUUACCUUCACCAGAACAGACCCCAUGGCCAUCUGAUCCUUUCCUCCAAACCAUAAACAAAAAACCUGCAUUUACACUAGAAAACAACGUGACUGAUCGGGACAAAGAAGAGAAGCUCCUGCUGCUACAAUCGUACAACAAGGAAAACGAAGCUUUGUAGUUUCACAAAUAGACACAGGUUUUUUGCCGUGUUAUUUGCACUGUUAAAAGUGGGAACUGAAUGGAAAUAAGAACUAGUGAUUUAUCAUGUUAGGAUUCAUCAUCAUUUCCCAGCCGUCUCUGGUCCACUGAAGGUCUAACUGUAGACCUCUCCACCAGCCGAGGUCGCAGCGCUAAUUAGAUUUAUAAAUGGUGCUGCUGGACAGCACAGUUGUAAAGACGACAACGUUCUCCCGACCAUCCGUGAAGACACCAAAAAUACUUUCUGUGCAUCUCUUUGACUGAAAAUCACUACAGUAUGGGAAGCAUUGGAGAACACCAUAGUCUGCAGUUACGCACAUUUAAAGGUGCUACAUGUCACGUCUUAAAACGUUAACACAGCACAUUGUAAACUAAAAUGAUUUUAAGCCGUCAUUACCCUUUUUCAGUUGUAUUGUCAAUGCUUUCAAAUAUGAGACGGAGGUAAAUGUGAGUGUUUUGCUUUCCAUUUGACUUCUCAGAGAAGGUCUCAUUUGUUUACACUCUUUUAAUGUGCCAGCGCUAAAGUGCUAGUUUGGGUCUUUUGAAGUAGGGUUGUAUGAGGUACUUACCCAUAGUCAGUGUGCUACCUUCAACAGGAUGACUUGUCGGCAGGCCCCAUUUUGGAGAAGCAGACAUGAGUACAGAAACAGCAGCAACAUGUAUUUUGGCCACCUUAAAUGAAGGCUAAUCUGAAAAAAAACAAACUGUGUACACUACAUUUAGAACAUUUUUUCCAGUUUAAUUUGCCAUGAGACAGCCGUUUCCAACAGGGUAACCGAAGCCUUUAUAUCCAUCUUUGCUCUCGCCAAAGCCACCAGACUCCAUUGGGGGUAAAAAACAGUUAUUUUACCCUGCAGAACAUGGGUGUUGCUGAUCUAAUGCUGUCUCAAUCGGUUACUUUCUUUGUGUUAUUGUGUGACUUUGGUUAGUUUUGAUUCACCAAAGUCACACAAUAACACCAACAAACUAACGGAACAAGGCAGCCGUAGACCAGCAACCCCUGUGUUCUGCAAGGUCAAAGGUUAAGGCUUUUUUUUUUUUUUUUUUUUUAACAGUCUGGUAGCUUUUGUAGAGAUUAUAUAUAACAGUUCCAGCUCCCUGUCAGAUACAUAGACCGUAUAGCUGUCUCAGGGCAAGGUAAACUGGAGAAAACAUUCUAAAUACAGCACACACUUCAACUGGAAUUGCUUUUUUCAAAGUAAGCUUUUGUUUUGGUGCCGACCACCAUCUACUGUAGGUAAUGCACCGACUAUUGAGAAGUACCUCAUGCCAGCCCACUUCAAAACAGCCAAGCUACCCCUUUAAUGUGCUCACGGUUUAUUGAUGAUGAAAUGCAAAAUCUAGCACCAUUAAUAACUGACACCAUGUUGAUCCCUGACUUCAUGUUAACCCAGAGAUCUGAGCCCAGACCUCGUCUUUUAGUUUCUCUUGUACAUGUUGUCCAUAAUAACUGUGUUUUGUAUGUCUUGGGCUGAGGUAAAAUCCAAGUGUUUCUUAAUGUCGUCAGAUGAAAACAGAUUUUGAAAGAUAAUUUUUCAUUUUGGUCCUAAUUUCAAUAAUAUUCAUGUUUUAAGGUUUACUACUGAUAAAGAAAUAGUUGUGUGCCUUGUUUGUUCCGUAUUUAAAACGAGUCACUUUAAAUAAGUAAAUCCGGCACUGUGAAAUACCAGAUUUUUAAUUCCCUUUCAGAUUUUUGACCGCAACAUGUUUGUACCAUUGACUUAAUGAUGGAUGGGUUGGAUCUUUAGUUGCCAUAGAAACAUGAUGUACAGCUGUGAUAUCAUGUGUAACCAAUGGGAGCAGAGCUCCAGUUUGAUUUAUUGUCUUUUUUUAAUAAAAAACCUGUUUGA